Thamnophis sirtalis is the source of this 4133-nucleotide messenger RNA. Lineage: Eukaryota; Metazoa; Chordata; Lepidosauria; Squamata; Natricidae. The record is from RefSeq and is a predicted model, not a curated record.
CUUCUGCAGAUAUCAAUAACAUUACAGAGCUGGAUCCUACUCAUCUUGAGAGUUUUUACCCUCAGUCAAAUUUUAAUUUUAGCAAAAUGAUGGAAGAAAUGGAGGAAGAAUACCGGCAAAUUCGCAAGCAACUGCAAAGAGGGUUUAAUCCUACAAUGAGAAGUGAAGCCAAAAGGUUAAAAACUUUCCUCCUCCUGCCUAGUGGUUGUAAAUCAUCCUGGGCGCCCUCAGAAAUGGCUGCAGCUGGCUUCCAUUGGACUAGUGUUAAGACUGCAAUACAGUGUUUUUGCUGUGGAUUAGUUUUGCUUGCACGAAGUCUUGAAAGGUCACCUUUUGAGGAACAUAAAAAGCAAUGGUCCAGUUGCGAAUUUAUUUUAGGCAAAGAGGUUGGUAACAUCUCUAAAUAUGACACUCGAGUACAGAAUCCAGAAAACACUUCCCUAGAAGUAAAAAAUAAGUACAAAGAAAUGGAGUCAAGACUUGAAUCCUUCUCCAACUGGCCAUUUUAUUGCAAAGAGAUACAGCCUGCUUUACUAGCUGAUGCUGGAUUUUUCUUUACAGGGAAAAAUGAUACUGUACAGUGUUUUUGCUGUAAUGGGUGGUUGAAAAACUGGGAAGAAACUGAUGAUCCUUGGCAAGAACAUGUGAAAUUUUACCCUCACUGUAAGCUAUCAAAUCCAGAAAGACGGAUAUCAUUGGAAAAUAGCAAAAUGCAACCAGAGGCCAAGUCACAGCAUGAAAAGGUAAAACAGGGUAGGAUUUGCAUAAAAGAUACAGUUCAGUGUUUUGCCUGUUCUGGGUGUCUGGGAAAUUGGGAAGAAGGUGAUGAUCCAUGGAAGGAACAUGCAAAAUGGUUUCCUGAGUGUGAAUUUCUUCAAAUGAAGAAGUCUAGAAAUGAAAUUAAACAGUAUAUUCAAAGUUAUUGUGGAUUUCUUGACGUUACGGGGAAGCAUUUUGAAGCAUCUGCCAGGAAAUGUUUACCUUCUGACCCAGACAUUGCUCUGGAUGAAUACGAAUGGCUGCAAAGAAAGCUCUCAGAGGCUUAUAAUGAUCUCAGUUUCAGGAAAACGUUUUCUUUUGGGGAUCACACUCAUUUUGCCCUUGACUUGAAAUUGCUUUACGGGGAUGUGGCCAUUGUCUCCAAGGACAUCAGUAACCAACCACAGCAGCAACUGACAUUGCCAGAGGUCCUGGAGAGCUUGCAUUCCAUUACAGUAAUAGAAGGAGAGGCAGGUAGUGGAAAGACCGCCUUGCUUCGGAAAAUAGCAAUUCUUUGGGCCUCUGGAUGUUGUCCAAUGCUCAGCAGAUUCAAGUUAGUUUUUUAUUUGUCCCUGAAUUCUGGGGAACGUGACCAAAGUCUGGCCGACCUUAUCUGCAGUCAGGUAAUAGGGCUUAAAGGGAUCUUGACUGAAGAUUCUCUGAAGAACAUAUGUCAAAAUUUAACUAGCGAGGCCCUGUUCCUUUUGGAUGAGUUUGACAAGAUGAAUGGGCUUCCCUGUGCAAUCGAAGAUUUGAUUCAAAAGAACUAUUUGAACAAACACUGCUUGGCUAUUGCAGUUCGUCCUCACCAAGUUAGAGGAAUUCGUCAACAUGCAAACACCCUUCUCAGUAUUUUGGAAUUCCCAUUAAGUAGCACCCUCUAUCUGUUAAGAAAACUAUUUUCUUACAACGUUCGGCUUUUGGGAGACUUUUUUAUUCAAUUGUCCUAUGAAGAGACCAUGCGUUCCAUGCUGAAGACUCCCCUUUUUGUUGCAGCCCUUGCCUCAUACUGGAUUCAGAAUCCCAGUGGCAAUAUAUUCACUGGUACGGUCAUUUUAAAAGCCUACAAGCUGUACAGCUUGUUGAAAUAUCCUCAAGAAGUCGAUCGCAUGACAGCCGUGAUGUCUGCUUGUGGUGAAUUAGCUUUACAAGGUCUCUUCAAAUCCCUUUUUAACUUCAGUGAGAAAGACCUGUCUGAAGUUGGAGUUAACGGGGAGGAAGCGCUCUACUUUGGAUUGCUGAGCAAGUUUACUGCUCAAAGGCUCCAGCCACUCUAUAAGUUCUUCCACCUUUCCUUCCAAGAAUUUCUUGCAGGACAAAAACUGUGUGAGCUCCUGGCUUCAGAUGUGCAGGCAGAUAUAAAUAAAGGCCUGGAAUACUUGCGGCAAAUUGACACAUUUGUGAAAAUUAAUGGGCGCUACCAAUAUAUUUUGAGAUAUGCUUGCAGUGAACCAUCCAAAGCAGUACCCAUAAUAAUAUCCCACCUACUGAACUUACUCAGCUGCAAGAAGCCACCUGAAAGCCAUUCAGAUAAUUCUAUUUAUUUGCAGCAAACUCCAGACCUUAAUUUAAAGCAAUAUCAGCUUAUCAGCGCAGCCUCUAGUUUGAUUCCAGAAUAUCAUCACUCACAAUUCACUGAAACUGUAUUGGUUUUUGCUACUGAGUUAGCCUAUCAAAGCAAUAUGGUUUCCGGUUGUGCACCUAUGAUUUUAGAGUUUCUGACUGGAAAAGAGCUUCCGUUAUAUUUGUUGAAAAGUGGAUCCAUCCAUAAAUUAUGUCUGGAUUAUCCAGAAAGUUUGUUCUUACCAAGUAGAUUUGUGCAAACGCUUGCAGGGAGGGAGGUAUCUAUAGAUAUGGCUGGAGCAGAAAGUGCUUUUCUCAACUUGAAUGUUCCAUCGGUUGAACCAAUAUACACUCAAGCUUUUCAACUCUUCAGUAAAGUUACUCAGCAACUAAAAGAAGACUUAGAUAAUAUUAAUAAUUUUAAGACCUAUACAUGCAGACAGAUUCCAGAUUCCAUAAUAACUCCAUUACUCUGUGUGAAAAGCUGUGAGAAGAUUCCAUAUCUGAAAUUUGCUGUCACACAUAUAACUUCCCUUGAAGCUCCUGAUGUUGAGAAUUUAAAAUUGCUCUUCUCAUUUUUUGAUAAUAUUGAACUGAAGUUGCAAAAUUGCAAAGGGCUCCUUGAGAAUAUAAAGACGGCUAUUGAAGAGAACUUGAAGUCUUUUAAAAUAUGCAGCUUAGAUAAUACUGAACUGAAUGAGCUGGAAGAAAACCUACUUCUUUCAAUGUCUUCACUUGAAUCCCUUGACGUUAAGUGGAGCGCUUCAAUACCAGUUUCAGAAACACUCUUUGCCAAUUUGGACAAAUACACAUUUUUAAAGGAACUGUCGUUGAAUCUAUCUGACUGCCAGAAUAUGUCUGAUACCAUCCCAGAGGGGUUCAAAAAUCUUCACAACAUUGAGAAAUUGAUUCUCUGCAAUGUUCGUUUUAAAACAAAUUCUGCCUGGCUCGUUGAACUCAUACAGAACUUUCCAAAUCUCUCUAUCUUCCAUUUGCAAAACACCAUUUUCUUUGGUAUGGGAGCUCUUAUGAAUGCAAUGUCUUCCUGCAAGAAGCUCACUGAAAUUCUACUCAAUGACUUGAAUGUUGGAGAUGACGAUCUGUAUGCCCUCGCUGCUGUUUUGCCAAAUUUUACAGCAUUAAAGAUACUGAAUCUCUCAAGAUUGCAUUUGGAAAACAAGGAAGCAUGCAGAGCAUUGGCAUUAGCUUUACGUUCUCUUAUAAAUUUGGAAGAGCUUGUUCUACCGAAUGGAGAAGGAGUAAGGCAUGCAGCUAAAUUGAUUAUUCAACAAUGUUUCCAUUUUCCAAAUCUUCGUAAGUUGGAGUUCAGUUUGUAUUUAAGUGCUGAAGGCCUGUUGGAAAUAGCAAAAGUAGCUGCUGAUGGAGGUUUUCAAAAACUUGCCUUUCUAUGCCUCUCAGUCAACCAUAAAAUUACUGAAGAGACUUGGAGGAAUUUCUUUCAAACGCUGUCCAACAUGCCAGACUUACAAAGUAUGGAUUGCAGUCGCCUUGUUACCCAUCAAAUCAAAUGCCAAGCAGCAACCAUGAAGUCUUUUGCCCAAUGUGUUUCUCGACUGCCCAACCUCAGGACAAUCACCAUGAUUGGCUGGUUGUUUGAUGAGAAGGAUCUCAACAUGUUUGAGAUUAUGAAAAAACAACAUCCCCAAUCAAAGGACUUAAUCUUAACUUGUAAAUUUAUAUUGCCAUUUGCACCUAUUAUUAAUGAAUAAAGUGGAAUGUAUCGUAUUUUUCGGAGUAUGACGCACCUAGAUUUUGGGGAGGAAAACAAGGGAAAAAUGUCUGCCUCUGCC